CCUACUAUCAUCUGGCAGAAUCAGGCAGACAGACCAGGUUUACCAGACUUGCCAGUCACUUUCCAAGAUGCUACGUCUGGUGAUCGUACUCGCGCUCGCUGCAUGCACCGUCUCAGCAUUAAAAAUUGGAGCAUUUAACAUUCAGGCUUUUGGAGACUCUAAAAUGGCAAAGCCUGAGGUGUGCACAGUUAUACUGAAGAUACUGCAGCGGUAUGAUAUAGCCCUAAUACAGGAAGUCCGUGAUGCCGACCUCAGUGCAGUCGAAACGUUGAUGACAGAACUGAACAGCCAGAGUUCAGGACCCGUUUAUUCCCACGUGGUCAGCGACUGUCUCGGAAGAGAUACUUAUAAAGAGCGUUACCUGUUUGUUUACAGGAACGACAAAGUGAAUGUGCAGGACAGCUACCAUUACCACGAUCACAGCAUGUACAGUGGAGAAGACACCUUCAGCAGGGAACCCUUUGUGGUCUCAUUCAAUGCUCCCGAGACAGUCAUUCAGGACUUUGUGCUGGUCCCAUUGCACUCUGCCCCUAAAGAUGCUGUUCGGGAGAUAGAUGCAUUGUAUGAUGUCUACGAGGACGUAUGUGAGAAAUUCCAAACUGAUAAUAUUAUCUUCUUGGGAGAUUUCAAUGCUGACUGCAGCUAUGUCACUAAAUCCGACUGGGACAGCAUUCGUAUGUACACAAGUGAGGAUUUUACAUGGCUCAUACCGCAUGAUGUCGACACCACUGUGGGAAAAACCGACUGUGCAUAUGACAGAAUUGUCAUCAGCGGUGAAGACCUGCACAACGCCAUAGUGCCCGACUCCGCAAAAAUUUUCAACUUUCAGAAAAAAUACAAACUGACACCAGAGCAGGCUUUAGAAGUGAGUGACCACUACCCCGUGGAACUGGAACUUAUGUCAGCAUAAGCCAACCCUGGAGCAUGAAAGUGCCAUUAGAGUGAAACCAAACCAGAAAAGUCAACUGAAUGGUGCUUUUUUUUAUUUUAUUCUGUGCAUAGAAAAACCUUAUGCCACAACUACAUUGACAAUUCACAGACCAUGCCCUUUGGGAAUGUAUUGCACACAGUACAGUUAUCUAAUUACUUUAAUGAGGUUGUCUUACUUUAGCAAAUGGCAUUGAUCAUGUAGAGAUAGUUAAUACGAGGCACUUACUAAUGCAUUGUGAUUGUCCAUAUUGUCUUCUUUGCUGGCUAGAUUCUUUUUUCCAUCACAUUACACACCGCUUGUAUCCAGGGGUUACGACCACCCUGCAAUCCAGCAGUGGUGGUUGUGCUUGCACAAUAUAGGAGAAAGCGCCGGCCUCUCUGGAGGCUGGGACUGUGGGAGCACGCAUAGACACGCAUGCACAGCAGCUCUCGUCCUGGCCAUCUCGUAUCUGCGCUUUGGCGGCGACCGCAGCCCCUGGAAACAAACCGUAAUAUAUAUAAUGCGAUGGAAAAAUAAUCCAGCCAAGCAAAGGAGGCAAUAUAGUCAAUUCCAAUACAUUAGUAAGUGCCUUGUGUUAACUUUUCUACAUGAUAAAUGCCAUUUGCUGAAGUCAGACAAUCCCUUUCGUGGAGCCACCUACUACACAGGUCAGUAUUUGCCUAAAUACAGUAUCUUGAGGCAAUAUAUUAUACUGUAUUAUAGACGUGUAGUCAACAUUUCACAUAACCGAAGUGUGACUUCACAUCUAAAGGUCUGUCCUGCAUUACUUUUAAAGGGAAACUGUAAUCAAAACUAAAGUUUCCCAUGUGUUCCAAUAUAUAUAUUUUUGCUGCUUUUAUCUUUAUGUAUCGGAGGUGCUUCAGUGACACUAUUUUUUUUUAUUGAGCCUUUAUGUAUCUAUGUGUCACUUAUACCGGUACCAGAAUUUCCUAUAAGAUAAAUCUGCACAGAGAAGUACUCCAUAUCUCCCAGUUAUACUGGUGAAGAUGACAAGUCAGCCUCCCUGACUGUAUAAUUCUCCUAGCUUAUUUUGGAGAAAAUGGAGGAAAGAAUAAUCACACCGUCCUGCCCGCAGACAGAUAUGGUACUGGCUUUAGCUGCCAAAGUGAUGCUGUGCGGGGGCAUCAUGACAUUGAUAGCAGGGAUCAGCCACCUCCGGCACUCCAGUUGUUGUGAAACUACAACUCCCAGCAUGGACAUUUGUUCAGCUGUUCUUGGAACUUCCACAGAAGUGAAUGGAGCACGCUAGGAUUUGUAGUUUCACAACAGCUGGAGUGGCAGAGCUUGCCGAUCGCUGGCAUAGAGGUGCAAUAUAUAGGGAAAGAUGGCGUCUGAUGAGAAGCAGACAGGAGGCUGAACGGCAGCCAUGCGAGUACAAUUUACAUAUAAGAAGUCCACAGUUCGAUAGACAAUCAGGGGUGUAUGGACAGUUGUGCUUCUGCUGGAGUGUUUUUUUAAACACAUAAUUCUAUAUAGGGCAGAAUAAGCAGGAUGGGCGCUCUAUGCAACAUACCAAAAAGCUAAAAACUGUGAUUCUAGCGUCACCCCAUUUCCCUCUCUUGUGAGCAGGGCCCUCACUCCUAGUGUUCAUUUGUAUUUUAGCCUGUAAUCCUGUGAUGUCCAUUUUGAUUUGUGCGUGCGCUUUUGUAUCCUUUUUUUUUCUAACGUAUAUGUCAAACAGAGGGAUAAAACGUGAUGGGAACCCAGCCUAAAGGAAAAUUCCAGAUAUUACAUAAUUGUACAAGAAUGAAGCCCCUAUAGGACAUCAGGAAAACAACUGUACAAAAAAUACAAAAACGUUAAAUCUAUAUUAUAUAUUAAAACUAAUGUCAAACUUCUGAGAUGUCAUAGAUAAGUGUCAGAAGUGUGAAUGGGGGAAGGGGAGAUAUCAGGAAAUACGGCUUGUUGUCAGAACUUCAUGUGCAGCUAAGGAAGGCAAAUGGGAUCCAAUGAGGCGACAACUUAUCACAUUACACAUCAGACGUUCGUCUAAUGAUAAUAUCUAAUGUAUAACUCUGUAUAUAAUGUACAACCUGUAACUAGUGCCUGUAUUUCAUAUUACGCUUAUCUAUUGUAAUAUUUUUUAUAAAAAUCUAUCUAUUCUAA
Molecule: messenger RNA, 3037 nt
Organism: Bufo gargarizans (Asiatic toad)
Lineage: Eukaryota; Metazoa; Chordata; Amphibia; Anura; Bufonidae
Gene: DNASE1
Product: deoxyribonuclease 1
Exons: 9
Coding region: 68-910 (280 amino acids)
Biological process (GO): DNA catabolic process
Cellular component (GO): nucleus
Molecular function (GO): DNA nuclease activity
Source: RefSeq, a predicted model, not a curated record